CAGGUACAGUUGUAAAUCUGGAGUCUCAAGGCGCUUCUGUCCCUGGUUGAGACGGAAAGGGUUGAAACCUGAGGAUCCCCGGGGCUGCCGGAGCUUGUGACUCUCGGCCUGUUUCAGUCUGUUUACUGCUGGACCCGCCCCACUCACCUUGGCCAAUGGCCAAGGCCCUGGUUGCAGCUGGGCCUGGUAGGGAUUGGCUGGCUCAGUCCAGUCCCGGUUCCCCACACAGCUUAGCUUCCGGCGGGUCAGACGCCAGGGACAAAAACGGUUCAGAGAAGAUAGGAGGUCCUAGAAGAAUCGCUGCUCUUGAGCGAAGGAUGCUACAGUUGAGCCUGUCCUGGCUGGGACUGGGGUCCACGGCUGCCUUCCCAUGGCAUCUCCUGUUGCUGGGUGGGGCCUCCUGGAUUCUGGCCCGAAUUCUGGCCUGCAUCUAUGUCUUCUAUGACAACUGCUGCCGCCUUCGUUGCUUCCCUCAGCCUCCUAAACCAAACUGGUUUUGGGGUCAUUUGGGCAUGAUGAAGAGCAAUGAGGAAGGCAUGCAGCUUGCAGCACAAUUGGGCCACUACUUCCGUGACAUCCACCUCUGCUGGAUUGGACCUGUCUACCCUGUCCUGAGGCUCAUCCACCCAAAGUUCAUUGCUCCCCUGCUCCAGGCCUCAGCUGCUGUUGCACCCAAGGAAAUGACUCUCUAUGGCCUGCUGAAGCCCUGGCUGGGGGAUGGGCUCCUGCUGAGUUCAGGUGACAAGUGGAGCCACCACCGCCGCCUGCUGACGCCCGCCUUCCACUUUGACAUCCUGAAGCCAUAUGUGAAGAUUUUUAACAAGAGCGUGAACAUCAUGCAUGCCAAGUGGCAGCAGCUGACCGCCAAGGGCAGCGCCCGUCUGGACAUGUUUGAACACAUCAGCCUCAUGACCUUGGACAGUCUGCAGAAAUGCAUCUUCAGCUUCGACAGCAACUGUCAGGAGUCUCCCAGUGAAUACAUUGCUGCCAUUUUGGAGCUCAGCUCCCUCAUAAUGAAACGGCAGCGCCAGCUCUUCCUGCGCAUGGACUUCCUGUACUACCUCACUGCUGACGGGCGGCGCUUCCGCAAGGCCUGUGACCUGGUGCACGACUUCACAGAUGCUGUAAUCAGGGAGAGGCGCCGCACCCUCCAUAGCCAGGGUGUUGAUGAAUUCGUGAAGGCCAAGGCUAAGUCUAAGACUUUAGACUUCAUUGAUGUGCUCUUGCUGGCCAAGGAUGAACAUGGAGAGGAGCUGUCUGAUGAGGACAUUCGGGCAGAGGCUGACACCUUCAUGUUUGGAGGUCAUGACACUACAGCUAGUGGGCUCUCCUGGACCCUAUACAACCUGGCGAGGCACCCAGAAUACCAGGAGCGCUGCCGGCAGGAGGUGUGGGAGCUGCUGAGGGACCGUGAUCCAGAGGAGAUUGAAUGGGACGACCUGGCCCAGCUGCCCUUCCUGACCAUGUGCAUCAAGGAGAGUCUGCGGCUGCAUCCUCCGGUCACAAUGAUCUCCCGCUGCUGCACCAAGGACGUUGUGCUGCCAGAUGGUCGGGUCAUCCCCAAAGGCAAUGUCUGUGUCAUCAGCAUUUUCGGGGUUCAUCACAAUCCUUCCGUCUGGCCAGAUCCCGAGGUCUAUGACCCCUUCAGAUUUGACCCAGAAACUCCACAGAAGAGGUCGCCUCUGGCUUUUAUUCCCUUCUCUGCGGGGCCCAGGAACUGCAUUGGACAGACUUUCGCCAUGAGCGAGAUGAAGGUGGCGCUGGCGCUCACACUGCUGCGCUUCCGUGUCCUGCCCGACGACAAGGAGCCCCGCAGGCAGCCGGAGCUGAUCCUGCGCGCGGAGGGCGGGCUGUGGCUGCGGGUAGAGCUGCUAAGAACGGGAACACAGUGACCUCCACACCUGGCCUGGUUCCACCCCACCCACUCGCCUACCUCUUUGGAUUUCUGAAUAAGUAGAGCUGUCUUUUAUGCCUGAGCGGUGGCGAGCACCAAUUAAGAAUUUGACCCCAAGAUCCUCACUGUCUCCUGCUGAUGAGUGCUCUCCUGGAGCUCUAGCCUAGACUUCAUCCUAUGAGAGCUACCACAGGUGUUUUGUGUAGGAGAGGGGAACAGUCUUUCCGGCAGAAUUGAGUCUCUGUGGUCAUUGAGGAAAACCCUUAAAUUCACUACUAUUUGGGUAAAGGCUUCAUUCCAGCCCCUGGCUGCCGUAUAUCCAGAGUUUGGAAUGUUCGGAUGGAAGCUCCAAGCCCCCUUCCCUGGUGCUGCCUCAGUCCAGACUCCACCCCUGAGAAAGUCAGCCAAACGAUGACCCCCCCCCCCCCAGAGAUGCUCAAAACCACUCCCACAGGGUAUUAAAAUGCCCCCCAGAGAAUAAACACAUGGGUUUUCAGUCUUCCUUUCCUGUCUCCUCUCUGCGAGGCUAGAAAGCCAUCUGGAGCGUGAUAUCUAUUAAACCUGGGGUUUUUCUAA
Messenger RNA from Arvicola amphibius (Eurasian water vole), 2470 nucleotides. RefSeq names its product cytochrome P450 4F6. Gene Ontology annotation, molecular function: iron ion binding; monooxygenase activity; oxidoreductase activity, acting on paired donors, with incorporation or reduction of molecular oxygen. Lineage: Eukaryota; Metazoa; Chordata; Mammalia; Rodentia; Cricetidae. The record is from RefSeq and is a predicted model, not a curated record. The transcript is spliced from 13 exons. The coding region runs from base 156 to 1892 and encodes 578 amino acids.